This is a messenger RNA of Ectocarpus sp. CCAP 1310/34, 1042 nucleotides long. Lineage: Eukaryota; Phaeophyceae; Ectocarpales; Ectocarpaceae. The record is from the annotation of a GenBank genome assembly.
AUGGCAUGUAGGGUCUCGUACAUUAAACGCGACCCUGGGGUCCCGUAUAUAAAACGCGACCCUAGGGUCUCGUAUAUUAAACGCGACCCCUGGGACAAGACAGCCGCUGCAUUUUGUGGCAAGCGCUCGCCCCACAGCCCUCCUGGAUAGCUCUCGUCCCCUCCACACCACUUUGAGACCUCUGAACGACGAUGCGGCCCACGACAACUCUGCGCCAGAACCUUCAUGAAAUCGACGCAAAGGUGCAGGCUCUUCUCGAAAAGAAGGGAGGUGAAGCUUUGAAGAAGAAAGGACUGCAGCAGGAAGAUUGUGCGAAGAUCGUCGCGUUCGCCGCUAAACUAAAGGACCCGCUGGACGGGCAGGACCCGUCGCCUAUACCACCGACUCUGGUCAUCGGUGUCAAGAGGGCUCGCGGAGACGAAUCCUGAAAGCACUGACCAGAUCACCAGAUCAGGGGGUGGGGGGGUGGGGGUGGGGGGGCUGCUCUCUACCGUAUACGGUUUGUCAACUAGGAUUUAUAGUAUAACCUUUACAUGGUCUAUGUAGGAUUUAGAACAGAGGUGCGCAUAUGUUUUUUUUUUUUUCCUCCCAUCAUUGGACUCUGUCGUCUGCCCCUCUGGCCCCUAUCCUCCACUUCUACUAGCUAGACGACCCAACCGGGGUCACAUAGGAGGGGGGGGUUGGACCCCUUCCUGCGGUUCCUGCCUGAGGUAUUUUUAUCGCGAGAAGGGUACAGCAAUCCCUUCCCUCGCGACUUAUGAAGUCGAUUUUAUGUAGAGGGAAUGAUCGUGAUCCCACGAACAUCGAGGCACAUCUUGUAGAGACUCCAGACGAACGGAACUCUUUGCCACUCGUCGCCACGUACGAGAACUCUGAAGAUCGACGCACGUUCGGCACAGAGCUGCGGAUUCUCGGGCACGGCAGUCCUCCUACUCCACCCAAUCCAUACGACCGCAAUCUCCGAACCCUAACCCUGCGCCGAAAUGCGUCCACACGUGCAAUGCCACGAGUAACAGCAUAUUGGUGAAAUUGAGAGCGAAGC